Messenger RNA from Austrofundulus limnaeus, 1903 nucleotides. Its product is annotated as extracellular calcium-sensing receptor-like. The record is from RefSeq and is a predicted model, not a curated record. The annotation marks the transcript as partial. The transcript has 8 exons. Gene Ontology annotation, molecular function: G protein-coupled receptor activity. NCBI's taxonomy places the organism in Eukaryota, Metazoa, Chordata, Actinopteri, Cyprinodontiformes, Rivulidae. Gene Ontology annotation, cellular component: plasma membrane. Gene Ontology annotation, biological process: G protein-coupled receptor signaling pathway.
GGUACUACUCGUUCACCUGCUUUCACUAUGGAUGGGGACUAUAUUAUUGGGGGAGCUUUUUCCAUUCAUUUCAAAGAGCAGACAAAGAUUUAUAACUACACCAACUUGCCUGAGCCAUCCAGCUGCACAGGGAGUGUUAACAGUCGUGAGCUACGCUUCUCUCGAGCUAUGAUCUUUGCCCUUGAGGAGAUAAACAACAGCACAGAGCUGCUGCCGGGCAUCAAACUUGGAUAUCAGAUCUUUGAUUCGUGUGCCUCCGUGCCUGUAGCCAUACAUGUAGCGUUUCAGGUAACAAAUGGAGUGGACCCUGUGUUCUACAAAGGCAGUAAUUGUUCCCAAUCUGGUAUUGUGAUGGCUGUUGUUGGAGAGUCUGGAUCCUCACCAUCCAUCAGCAUGUCACGCAUCAUCGGGUCCUUCAYCAUCCCUCAAGUGAGCCACUUUGCUACCUGUGCCUGUCUGUCAGAUAAGCAACAGUUUCCAAGCUUUUUCAGAACYAUUCCCAGUGAUCAGUUCCAYGCUGAUGCUCUGGCCAAGCUGGUGAAACACUUCGGCUGGACUUGGAUCGGUGCUGUUCGCUCUGACUCGGAUUAUGGAAAUAACGGCAUGGGGUCUUUUCUUGCUGCAGCACAGAGGGAGGGAAUCUGUGUGGAGUACUCUGAAUCCUUCUAUCGAACCGACCCAAGUAGCAAAAUCCAGAGUGUGGCUGAAGUUAUUCGCAGGUCAUCAGCAGUGGUUAUUGUGGCCUUUGUAGCAUCUGGAGACAUGAAGUUCCUGUUAGAGGAGCUGGCUCGGGACCCUCCACCACCUCGUCAGUGGAUAGGAAGUGAGUCCUGGGUAUCUGACCCAAACCUGAUGAAGUUCAGUUUCUGUGCAGGAGCCAUUGGAGUUGCCAUUCAYCAAUCWGUSAUCCCAGGUCUYAGKGACUURCUGCUGGAUCUCUCUCCCACUGAAGUAGCUGCCUCCUCAAUCCUGACUGAGUUCUGGGAGGAUGCAUUCAACUGCACACUUACAGAAAGUGCUGAAACAAAAAGGCUGUGUGAUGGAAAAGAAGACAUKAAGAUGCUCAACAUUUCCUACACUGAAACAUCAGACUUUAGAAUUACUAACAUGGUGUACAAGGCUGUUUAUACAAUAGCUCAUGCCAUUCACAAAAUGGUGUGUUAUACAACAAACGCUACCACUCAGUGUGAAAAAUGGGCAAAGUUAGAGUUGAAGCAGAUUGUUGCCACACUAAAAACAGUCAACUUUUCCCAAAAUGGUUAUCCUGUGUCUUUUGAUGUCAAUGGGGAUCCUGUAGCUUUUUAUGAGCUGGUCAACUGGCAAAGAAAAGAGAGUGGAAWAAUCGAGCUGGUAACAGUAGGAUACUAUGAUGCAUCACUGCCAAAAGGCCAGGAGUUUAGGAUUAGUAAGAAUCUUAACUGGGUGGAGAAUGGAACACAACCUCCAGUGUCAGUGUGCUCUGAGAGUUGUCAUCCAGGAACUCGUAAAGUGUUGCAGAAAGGAAAACCCAUCUGCUGCUAUGAUUGUAUACCAUGUCCUGAAGGAGAGAUCAGUAACAUGACAGAGUCUCUCGAUUGUGUCCCAUGCCCUAUUGAAUUCUGGCCCAAUGCUGAAAGAAAUGUUUGUUUUCCCAAACCUGUCGAAUUUCUGUCUUUUGAUGAAGUCCUGGCAAUCAUCCUGGCUGCAUUAACUGUUAUUGGAGCCUGUCUGACCAUCAUAACAGCAGCUAUUUUCUUUUGUCACAGAACAACUCCAAUUGUCAGAGCCAACAAUUCUGAGCUGAGCUUCUUGUUGCUCUUCUCUCUGACUCUGUGUUUCUUAUGUUCAUUAACUUUCAUUGGAGCUCCCUCUGAGUGGUCCUGCAUGCUGAGACACACAGCGUUUGGUAUCACCUUUGUUCUCU